AUGAUUAUUUUGAACAAUUCUCUUUUAUCAUCAACCAUCACCACGGCAACAACAACAACAACAUCAACAACGCCUAAUAAUCUAUAUCUUAAUUCAACAGUAGAAAUUUAUAAUUCAUCGUCUCUCAGUAUAAUUAUUACCAUAGUUAUUCUAUCGUUUCUAAGUAUAUCUGGUUGGAUUUUCAUGUCUUAUACUUUAUUUGGUCGAUCGGAAGCUUAUCGUGCCAAACCUGAUGAUCAGUUUGGUUCAUCGAAUCUAACAAAUAACUCAGAUCGAGCAAAUGGCAAUGAUUUUUUCUUCGAUAUAGAUUGA
Messenger RNA from Rotaria socialis, 312 nucleotides. The record is from the annotation of a GenBank genome assembly. NCBI's taxonomy places the organism in Eukaryota, Metazoa, Rotifera, Eurotatoria, Philodinida, Philodinidae.